Molecule: messenger RNA, 3269 nt
Organism: Phodopus roborovskii (desert hamster)
Lineage: Eukaryota; Metazoa; Chordata; Mammalia; Rodentia; Cricetidae
Gene: Dipk2b
Product: divergent protein kinase domain 2B
Exons: 5
Coding region: 145-1437 (430 amino acids)
Source: RefSeq, a predicted model, not a curated record
AUCCUCAGACAGAAAUUUAGAAGCUGGGACAGGGUCAGCAUCCUGAGGCCAGUUGCCUUUGACAGCUUCCUUUCUGGUCAAGCCUGGCCUCUGUACAGCUCUGGGUCCACUACUCAACACCACCACCACGGCACAGAGCACAGGAUGGAGGCUCUCGCUGGAGCCAUCCACCAGCGCUGGCCAGCCCGGCUGCUGCUGUGGGUCUCAGCGCUGAGCUGUUUUUUCUCCUCGCCAGCUUCUCCCCCUCCUUCUCUGGUACCCCGAGUCAGAAGCAACUACACUCUGGGAAGGACGUUCCUCGGUCUUGAUAAAUGCAAUGCCUGCAUCGGGACAUCAAUUUGUAAGAAGUUCUUUAAAGAAGAAAUAAGGUUUGACAACUCAGUGGCUUCCCACCUGGGACUGCCUCCUUAUGACUUGCCUACUUAUGCUGCAAAUUACUCAGAUGAUUCCAAAGCCUGGCGCCCUGUGGAAGUUUCUCAACUUGUCAGCAAGUACCAAAGUGAGAUCUCUGAUAGGAGAAUCUGUGCCUCUGCAUCAGCUCCAAAGACCUGCAGCAUUGAGCGCAUCCUCCGGAAAACAGAGAGGUUCCAGAAAUGGCUGCAGGCCAAGCGACUCACACCCGACCUGGUGCAGGGCCUGCCCAGUCCCUUUCUUCGCUGCCCUUCACAAAGACUCUUAGAUCGUGUGGUUCGACGCUAUGCUGAAGUGGCUGAUGCUGGCAGUAUCUUCAUGGACCACUUCACUGACCGUGACAAGCUUCGUCUCCUCUACACACUGGCUGUCAAUGCACACCCCAUCAUUCUUCAGAUCUUCCCCGGGGCGGAGGGCUGGCCACUGCCCAAGUACCUGGGCUCCUGUGGUAGAUUCCUGAUCAGUACCAGCACCAGACCACUGCAAGAAUUUUACGAUGCACCUCCAGAGCAAGCCGCUGACCUUGCCUACCAACUCCUCGGGGUCCUGGAGUCCCUGAGGAACAAUGAUUUGAACUAUUUCUUCUACUUCACCCAUGUUGAUGCAGACAUGUUUGGCAUCUUUGACAAUGGGCAUCUGUUCAUCCGGGAUGCCAGUUCACUAGGCAUCAUCGACAAGCAGGAAGGCAUCCAAGCAGCUACCAGGACUGGAGAGAACGAAGACAUUUUUAGCUGCCUGGUUUCUGGAUGUCAGUUCCAGCUGUCCUCCUGUGACACUGUCCCUGAGAAGCAAAGCCUGGUGCUGGUGUGUCAACAGUUGCUGCCUCAACUUCUUCAGGGAAAAUUUCCCUCCCCUGUGCAAAAGGAAAUAGACUCUGCCCUUAGCCUGUGUAGCAAGGAUUCCAGCACAGACAUGGAAGUCUUAAGGGCCACCAGCCAGAUGAAGGACAUCUUGAGACCACUGAGAACCUGUGAUCCUAGAUUUGCCUACCGCUACCCAGACUGCAAAUAUAAUGACAGAUUCUGAGUGGCCGAGGCCUAACUAGCCUAAAAGGACAAUCCACAAGCUCUUCUAAGACCCUUAUUGAGUCCAUGGCAAACUGGAAUAAGCAAUUCAAUUUUAAAUAUUUAAGUAUAUUCCUUUCCUAAGAAAUGCUCAAAACUAGUGAAAGAAACUCUGACACUGCAUAAUUGGUAGCACUGGCUAGAACACCAUGGCAGUCAGGAGGUGAGCAUAGGAAGACCCAGGUGUGAGCACUGGGUCUUUGAACCUCCAUUUUCUCUGUACUCUACCAGGCUCUCACAAGUUAAAGAAAACUGAUAUAAAGGGCCCAGGAAUAUAGUUAUGACCCACAAAGCAUGUUCCAGAAACAUAUAUGUCAGAGGGCAGGGUGAAGGCAGGGGUGUAGGCUCCUGGAACUUACACUCUUAUUCCUACUCACUUUCCUCUCUGAGUCUGAACCCAGCAAAAGGUAAGCAAUGCAAGAAAGAGUGUCUGGCUAUCUACCAGACCAAGAUGGAGCCACACACCAAAGGAGCUCCCUAUCUCCCACAAAUAGAUCUGUUUUAUUGUCCCUGUGUUUUCAGGGCUAGCCAGGACAGACUGUGGCAGUGUGACUGCAGCUUAGCUACAAAGACAGAUUUCAGAUCACAGCAGCCUGGGGGCACCAAAUAGGUUUCAUUGUUCAUUGUAGCUGUAGCCUGGGACAGGGCCUGCUCUCUUCCAUACCACAUGCUCCAGCACAAGACUCUAAGGAGUCCUAGGAUUUUCAUCAAAAUGUAGCCUUACGAGUUACUAUUUUAAAAAAAAAAAAAAAAAAGAAGAAGAAAGCAUUAUUUCAAGGUCAACGUCAACCAAUGGAAUGCAUUUUCCUCAACAAUAACUCUGUUGUGCCUUUAAAAUAUUUAACUACAUGGGCAUGGGCCUCUGUGCAUGCCUCCUUAACAAUCAUAGAGGAUUCUUAGGCCUUUGCCUAGCCUCUUUACUUAGGCCUCUAUUCCUGGGGAUUGUUUAAUCUGCCUCCUUUCUUCUACCUCUAAAUCAGCACCCUGGAGGUCAGAACACCCAGCUAACAAGCUUCACUGUGCACAUAGGGAAACAAAGACUCAGGGAGGAAGGGAUUUGCUGGGAUAAUGCUAAAACCCUCCCUGCCAGUUCAUUUCCCUGUUGCCUUCCUCAUCAGUCUCAGACUCCCAUCUUGGACUAUCCAAUACAUUUAAACAUAAACCCCAUCUUGUGUUAUACUGAGUGGCCUUUUGAUUUGCCUUUCAACUGCUCCAGACACUGUCCCCUGGCAGCCACAACCAUGAGGAUGACAGGCCAAACUGGUGCAAGAAGUGGCUUGUCAUGCCUGAGAAGCCUUAAUACUGGUAUCAUCUGGCUGGCUGUUGAGAAUGAAGUCUGGCCACAUCUCCCACGUGCAUUAUCACGAUCCCAUCUCCCUACUGACUUGCUUGCAGUUAUAUGUGCCUAGCCAGCCUCCCAACCAGAACCCAGGAAAGGGACUACAGCCUCAUACAUACUGUCCCCAGGUCUCUCCAGUACACAUGCCAGGCCUGGCCUCUCUCAACUAAAGACUAGAGUGACUUUGAGUCACUCCCUGGGGGAGUUGAAAGAUGGGACUCACCAUCACCCUACUCUUAGCCGUCUACCACAUAUCUGUGAAGCAGGCAAGAAGGAGGAACAAAUGAAGACAUCUCCUCCAGACUAGUGACAUGGGACUCUAAAGAAUGGAGCUGCUGAGACUCGGAAAGUAGCACAGCCCUAGACACCUCUUGAAUCAGGACAAAGAUCAUAUGUCCUCCUUGAUUGAAUCCUAGGAGAAGGCAAAGCAUAAAACUACCUGAAUGCCCCCAGGA